AGCUUCCAAGUUCAACGUCGUGCCAUUCUCUCCAUUGGCACAACGCAGGAAAAAAAGGAAAAACGGGACAAGCAAUGGAUCCGGACCCGUGGGCAGAUGCCGCCCCGUCACAGGGCGCCUCCGAGGAGGCCGCCUCUGCCUCGAGUCCCACCGGCAAACCGGCCCCUGGAGCACCCGCCAGCUCCAGCUCCGCCGCCGCCCGGCCGUCCCGCAACACGCCGCGCCGCCUAGUCGCCCAGCCCACGCGCCUCCAGGCAGUCGAGGAUGACCCCCUGGGGCCCCUCGGGGCCGCCGCAGCCGCCGCAGCCGCCCCCGACAGCCUCCCCCAGCUGGAAGGGGCGCCGCCCGCUCCCCCGCAGAAGGAGCAGCUGCCCAUCCGGACGACCAUGUCCCACCACCAUCCCGCAUCAGCGGCGGCGGCGGCGGCGAGUCGGGCCGGGCCGGCGGACCCCCAUCACAUCGACGACGAUGACGACGAUGAUUACGGUUCCACAGCUCCCGGUCCAAGGCACCCGCCGCCCGUCCAGGCGGCGCUGCCGAGCCCCGUCAGGAGCAGCGUGCAGCCCGGAGUGAGCAUCGAGCGGGCGGCUAAGCCGAGCUUCCAGAUCACGGUGGGCGACCCGCACAAGGUUGGGGAUCUGACGAGCUCGCAUAUUGUCUACUCGGUGCGGACGAAGACGACGUCGAAGGCGUUCAAGCAGCCCGAGUUCGAGGUCAAGCGCAGAUACCGGGAUUUCCUGUGGCUCUACAAUACCCUGCACGGCAACAAUCCCGGCGUUGUCGUCCCGCCCCCUCCUGACAAGCAGGCUGUGGGCCGGUUCGAGAGCAAUUUUGUCGAGUCCCGCCGGGCCGCGCUCGAGAAGAUGCUAAACAAGACUGCGGCACAUCCGACCCUGCAACAUGAUCCGGACGUGAAGCUGUUCUUGGAGAGCGAGACUUUCAACAUCGAUGUCAAGCACAAGGAGAGGAGGGAGCCCAAUCUCGGGGAGAGCAAGGGGAUGCUCAGCACGUUCGGGAUCAACGUUGGGAGCAGCAGCAAGUUUGUCGAGCAGGACGACUGGUUCCAUGACCGCAGAGUGUACCUCGACGCACUGGAAAACCAGCUCAAGGGGCUCCAAAAGGGAAUCGAUACCAUGGUUGCUCAGCGCAAGGCCAUGGCCGAGGCAGCGGGUGACUUCUCGGCAUCCCUCCACGCGCUCUCGACGGUCGAGCUCUCGCCAAGCCUUUCGGGCCCUCUCGACGCCCUCUCGGAGCUGCAGCUGACCAUCCGCGACGUCUACGACCGCCAGGCGCAGCAGGACGUGCUUACAUUUGGCAUUGUCAUCGAGGAGUACAUCCGGCUAAUCGGCAGCGUCAAGCAGGCCUUCUCGCAGCGCCAGAAGGCCUUCUACGCCUGGAGCACGGCCGAGUCGGAGCUGCAGAAGCGCAAGGCCAGCCAGGACAAGCUGCUCCGCCAGGGCAAGUCGCAGCAGGACCGCCUCAGCCAGGUCAGCGCCGAGGUGGGCGAUGCGGAGCGAAAGGUCCACCAGGCGAGGCUGCUCUUCGAGGACAUGGGCCGGCUCAUGCGCACGGAGCUGGACCGGUUCGAGAGGGAGAAGGUCGAGGACUUCAAGUCGGGAGUCGAGACUUUCUUGGAGGGCGCUGUUGAGGCGCAGAAGGAGUUGAUCGAGAAGUGGGAGACGUUCCUCAUGCAGCUGGAUGCCGAGGAUGACGAGACGGUCUUCUACCGUCCGCCCGUCAUCCAAUCCUCUAACAAGCGAGUCGGCAACACUGCCGUUGACAGGGCUCGAGCACGUAUCGAUGAGGAUUCCGACUGAAGUAAUCGCGAGCGAAUAGCGCGUGGACUCAACGCCUUUGUGGGUGACUAGACAGGCAGGCAAGCCUUUUUCGAGGAGGACACUGAAUGAGCCAGGAACUCGGGUUGGGAGUCUCAUCACUGAACGCCCGUUUCUGGUUGUUGCUGCGAUUACGCCCGGUAUUUUGUACAUUACAUAGCAGAUGCGCCAUCGCAUCGACAUAUCAAUACAAGCUCUCCCUGGGCUAGAACGGCCAAGCCCCUCUAAGCCGCCCCCAAUAGAUAGCAC
Phialemonium atrogriseum is the source of this 2084-nucleotide messenger RNA. RefSeq names its product Vps5 C terminal like-domain-containing protein. The record is from RefSeq and is a predicted model, not a curated record. Gene Ontology annotation, molecular function: phosphatidylinositol binding. Gene Ontology annotation, biological process: protein retention in Golgi apparatus; retrograde transport, endosome to Golgi. The transcript is spliced from 4 exons. Bases 75 to 1817 code for a protein of 580 amino acids. Gene Ontology annotation, cellular component: endosome. Lineage: Eukaryota; Fungi; Ascomycota; Sordariomycetes; Cephalothecales; Cephalothecaceae.